AUGACUGGAACGAGCUCCUACUACAUCACCCCCUACCAGUACCAGCCUCCUCCCCAGCAAUAUGCCCCCGCCGCGUCUUUCCCCCUGCCACGCGUCUCGUCCCAGCCGUCGUCUCUCGACAUCCAGCACGCGCUGCCGCCCAUAGACCAGCUCCCGCCCAUCUCUUCACCGCCGCGAGAACAGCACGAUGCGGGGGUCAGCUCUGUCCUCGACUCGGGGGUCAAUACCGGGAUCGAUGCGGGCGACGACACCCCGGACGAUGUGCGCCGAUGCUCGGUGAGAGGGUGCAACACGCCGCUGCAGCCCGACUACAAGCCGAAGAUGUGCGAGAGCUGCCGCAGCCGCCACCGUCUGUACGCGACGACGAAGCGCGCAAAGCGCAAGCAGGAGAAGGCUGCGCUCACGGGCAACAACGGCCAGCCAGUCGGGUGGGUCAUGGAGGGACCCGAGUCUCAGACGCAAGUCGAGAACAGCGGCAGGCAGAGCGAAAGCGUCGCCAACGAACAAGUCCAACAGCAGCACCAGAACCAGCAACAUCAGUACAGCUUUCCACCCCCCUCGCAAUGGGCCCCAAACAGCAUCGACCCGCGCCUACACCUCGGGCCCCCUGCGUCGAGCUCCUCGGAGCUCGCGGGCGCGCUCAGCCUCCCGCUCCUCAACCACGCACCAACCCAAACCCCGUCCCAAUCCGAGUCGCCCGACCCGAAGCCCGCGAGCGCGAGCCCGCAAAUGGCGGCGCCCCCAGGGCCCCUGCAGCCGCUGACGGGCCCGCUGCGCUACUGCUCGGUCAAGGGCUGCAAAGCGGUGCUCCCACCGUCGUAUUUUUUCAAGAUGUGCGAGCCGUGCCGCGGCAAGUACCGCGGGUACGGGACGACGAAGCGCGCAAAGUGGAAGCGCGAGCGCGUGGAAAUGAAGCCGGAGCUGGACAAGCUGCGCGCGGAGGAGGACGAGAAGCGCAAGGCGGCGGGCUUGCCGCCCAUCUCCGAGCUCCCGUCGUCCCGCAGACAAGACUGGGAAAUGAAAGUGCUCAACCGGCUGCAAACAGGCAACCCCGGGGCGCCCUCCCCGCAUUCGUCCGUCUCGCCCUUUGCGCCCGCCUCCCCGCUACCCGCCCUCAACGCCGACCCGAGCAACCCGCCGGUGAAGAUGUGCACGGUGUCGCACUGCCACGCGAUCCUGCCGGGCGACUACAAGUACCGCCGGUGCGAGCAGCACCGGCUGCAGAACCGAUACCACAGCAAGCUGAAGCGGGUAAGGGAGAAGGAGGUGAAGGGCCAGGGCGAGUGGAGUGGGAGCGGGGCGGUCUCGGUUGAGAGGGAGAUGACGAAAGGGGAGGAGGACGGGGAAGGGGAGGAGGAUGGUGAGGGUGAGCAGGAGAGGGAAGUGAGCGAGGAGGGGCAGGGACGUGUGCAGCCGGGAACAGGAGAAGCGCCUGAGAAACCCGUCCAGGCUCCCACCGACUCGCCCCAGCCCGCCGCCGCCCCGAGGUCGACGCGGGGCAUGCAACGCACGAAUAACGUCUGCUCAGUGAAGCUGUGCCACAACCUGCUGGGCCCGACGGUGCCCUGGAAGAUGUGCGAGCAGUGCCGCGAGAAGGAUCGACAGACGCGGCUGAACAAGGGUAAGACCCUGCGCGCGCGGAAGCGGAAGAGCUUGGGGGACGAGGAGGACAAGGUGGAGGAGCCGGGCCCGGUGUUCACGAACUUGCUGCUGCCGGAUGGGACGGUUAUAGACCAGCCUACGCAGUCCGUGUCGGGGGAUAAGCGCUGGCAAGUGCAGACGGGUGAUCCGUCGCAGGUUCCGAAGCGGAAGCGUCGCAAGGCGGUAAACCCGACACCUGUGGAUAAAGACCAGGACAGCGCGAGCACGAGCCAGAACAAUGCUAGUGCGUCCACGUCUGCUUCAGUUGCUCCCGUCACCACCGAGCAGCAGACUACGCACCCUGCUCCGGCAUACCCCUACACUCCGUAUCCGAUGCCGUAUUACAUGCCCACGUAUGGGAUGAUGCCGCCCUACGGUCACGCGCCGUAUGGCGCGCCCCAGCCAUACGGGCAAGUAGCCUAUCCUCCCCCUCCUGCCGGGAGUCCCCCGCAGGGAUCCCCGCCUGGACAACCGUCGUACCCUCCUUACCCGCCGCCAUACUCGUAUCCCUAUGGGUAUCCCCCGCCUCCACCUCCACAGCAGGCCCCGUACCCGGGCUAUCCCCCGUACCAGCCCAUGUACCGCCCGUAUCCUCCACCCCCGCCACCGCCAACUCAAACCCAGCAGCCUGCGUACGCGAGUGGGACGCAGCCGUAUGGGUCGAUGGCGAGUAAUGCGGGGGGGAAUCCUGCGGGCCCCAGUUAUUUCGGGUCUUUCUCUGUCAAGCCGGUGCCCGGGCAGGCUGAGUCACAGAGUGUCAUCAAGUUCGCAAGUCAGACUCGCAAGAGCAAGAAGGAUGGAGCGGACGCAGACCCUGGUGCUCAGUCGAGCACGUCUGAUCCUGCUGUCACUGCCGAAGUUUCCACACCUGGGCAGACGUCGCUCAUGAACGUCUGGAAUAGCAGGGAGCAGCCAGGCGCAGCUGAGAGUGUGCCGGAUGCCGAGAGGGCUGGUCUUGCCGCGGGCAGCAGCGUCUUUAGAGUCGAUACGUCACAGGCCGGACAUUCAACGCAUGAUGCCAGCAAUCGGGGAGGAGAGGUUGCUCCUUCUGUUGCUCAAGUCUCUACUUCGUCACAGCGACAAUGUUCGAACAAGUCUUGCCAUCGGAUGCUCCCCGCCGACUCUCACGGUACGUUGUGCGAAAAGUGCAAGGCCCGGAUGAAGAAGAAAUUGGUGAAGACCAAGCAACGCCACAAGCUCGAGCCGAAGAAAUUCGCUGGUGCACCGCGAGCGGAAGCCCCCGUAGAUGCCGAGAGCGACCAGGACUGAGUGUGUCUGAUUUUGGACAGAUAAAUUAUUGACAUGUAAUUGUACACAUGAACUGCAUGACUACUACCGCUACUGUAUCAAGUAGACUGAUUAUUACAGAUACAACAUACUGUUACAACGGUCGUGACGGGCGUGAACAGAGACGAGGCUGCAUUGAGAAAGGUACGCAUGAACCAAGAAUUAUCUAUCGACUGGGACCUACUAUAACCAUGGAAAGAUGUCAUGCUCACUGGGUGGGCUCGCGUUCGUCAGCGUCGCUGAGCCUCCUGCGGCCCUCGCUCGUCGAACUCAGCCAGGCUUCGAGUCGCCUCCCAAGUUCCCCACCCCGCCCGCCACAUAUAUCGCCGUUCGGGACCAGGAGCUUCUCUCUCUCCUUCUCUUCAGCGACAACCUUCGCUGCCAGCGGGACGCGGACGGCAACCCCGUUAACGCGCUUGAAGUUCUCGCUAAGCUUGUCGAGAGGCUUGUCGCCGACUUUAGUGUCCUCGCUCGAGGAGCCCGAGCCGGAACCCGAGGCGGCCGUCGGGGAGGACGGGGAGAUCUCCUCGUCAACAACCGUAACGUUUGCACCCGAGUUAGUAGUCUGGUCUUCGGUCGCGUCCUGCCAAUUCUUGAACCACUCGUCCUCCUCGUCCUCGGGGCCGAGGAUACUCUGCACCAAACCUUCUUCCCAACCGUCCCAUUCAACACAUCGGUGAGCCAUCCUCAGUCGAGCGCCAGAUGCUUCGUGGUGAAGCCACUCGUUCGCUAGGCUAGCAAGGUCCAUCUCCCGCUGGAUGGUGCCGGCCGGUGUGACUAGGGGCACGGUUAUCUUGCUUGACUUGGCUGCUGCGUCCACCGCAAAGUCUUCGACCGUUGCGCGGAAUAGUCGAGCGGUGAAGGGACUUGACUGAAGAAACGCUGGGACGUGGGCUGACGCCCAUAACGGGCGCGUGGUCGUUGACUCCCAGUCUAUGACACAAGUAAUCCUGGAGGGGUCAUUCUCGUCAACAAACACAUUUUCCAAGCUCAUAUCAUGGCAGUCCAGAGCAAACUCCUCUAGCACCUCACCAUCUUUCCCAUCAGGCGCGCCCCCACCCGGGACAUCACUCCCUCCAAUCCCCAACUUCUCCAUCAUCUUCACCCACCUUCCCAUCUCCUCCCUCACCCUCUUCUCCCUCUCGACCAGAUGGGCAACCAAGAACGUGCUCCGCUGCAUCCUCCUAUAAUCCCUGUACAUCGCGUCGCCGGGGCCCUCCCACUCGCCCUCGCUCUCUUCCCAGUCCCACUCGGUGCUCUCGUCGCUCGCGUCGCCGGGCACCGCGCGGAUGCGGUGGUGCCGCGACGACACGAUCUCAUCCGGGUCGAGGUGGAGGCGGUGCGGCGCCGCCUUGCCCUCGUUCUCGCGGAUGACGCCC
Molecule: messenger RNA, 4307 nt
Organism: Gloeophyllum trabeum ATCC 11539
Lineage: Eukaryota; Fungi; Basidiomycota; Agaricomycetes; Gloeophyllales; Gloeophyllaceae
Exons: 9
Coding region: 1-2910 (969 amino acids)
Source: RefSeq, a predicted model, not a curated record